CCUUAUAAACUCCCUAUCAUUCAUAUUCAAAUUCAACCCUGAAUUUGAAUUACGUGUUGAAUUGCACCCCAGUAAUUCUAGGAAUGAAUAAUUGUGUUGAGGGAAGAAAACGCCAGUUGCCAUCAUGGAUGAAAAAGCCAGUUGGUGUCCGCGUCAUUGAUGGCAUCGCUUAUGGUCCAUCAUCCAUGAUGCCGAAGGUCGAUGCAAGCCAUGAAAGUGACUCCGGCAAUGUUGUUGCAGCAGAUGUGAAGAAAAUUGAUCGCAAGAAGGAAACGAUAAAGAGGAAGUCGAAUUCUAGUGCAAAAGGCGAGGUUAAGGGAAAAAAAAAAUUAGACCAACAAAAUGAAAUGGGUGAGGGUGAUGGUGAUGUUAAUGAAAAGAAGAAGAAAAAAGCUAUCAAAUCGAAGGAUAGAGCUCCUAGAUGUUCUAUAAAGAAACGCGGAAAUUUAGAGGAUCUUAGCCGUGGUGGCAGUGAUGAUGUAUGUCCAGUUCAAUUGUCCAGUGACUAUGAUAUGGAGUUGACAGUUGAAGAUUUGAUGGCCAUUGCAGAACAGUAUGUCAAAGAUUGUGAGGACAAAGAACUGCAAGAAACAUCAAGUAGACAGUGUGAGCCAAAAUGGCAGUUUCCGGCCACAGCUGAAGCAGGAACAACGCUUGAUUCCCUUCGUGAGAACAAAAAACCGUCUAGUUCGGUAAGGGAAGCUUUAUAUAAUUCUUCUCCAACAACUGGAGACGUAAUCCCUACAAGCACAUCUCAAAUAGGCCAUCCUGCUCAAGAUAUGUUGGACGUGUUCUUGGGUCCAUUAUUGAGAAACCUUUAAGAAGGAGGAGAACUGGAGAAGAGCAACUUUGUCUUAGAAAGUUUAGAGAUUACUCACAAGUUCAUUGUCAAGUUUACCAGACAAAGUCAAAAUGAACUUGUUGGAGAAAUGACCCCUUGAUAAAGCAAAGAAAAACACUUUGAAAGACAAGGUGGCUGUUUUCUUGAGUAAGAUAUGUAGAUUCAUCAACAAAAAUGUACAUGCCGUGGCAAGAAAAUGAAUUAGUUAUGCAUGACACACAAUAAUUGCUGCAUUUGAAGGAGUUAUUGUAGAUAGUUACAAUCUCACCCUAGUUGGUCAAAGUUCCUUAAUAAAAUUGCUAUACUUGAUGUGUUAGUUAUUUGUAGAUUGAAUUCUGACAUGACAAAAUUGGUUGUAAAUCACCGCAUUGCUAGGAGGGAGGCUUGAGAAUGCUCAUCUUUUACACAACAGUGGUGGGAUAUUUCAUUGAUGUAUCAUAUAGAAAAACUUUAUCAAAGAUUGCUAUUUUUUUUUAA
This is a messenger RNA of Medicago truncatula (barrel medic), 1318 nucleotides long. RefSeq lists its product as uncharacterized. The record is from RefSeq and is a predicted model, not a curated record. The coding region runs from base 84 to 821 and encodes 245 amino acids. The transcript has 3 exons. NCBI's taxonomy places the organism in Eukaryota, Viridiplantae, Streptophyta, Magnoliopsida, Fabales, Fabaceae.